AUGGCUCUUCCUCUUACUGGCAAGCUUGCCAUUGUCACUGGUGCUUCUCGGGGCAUUGGCCUGUCCAUUACCAAAGCCCUUGCUGCCCGAGGCGCAAACCUCGUCCUCGCCUACACAUCAGCCAGCUCUGCUGAUUCAACAGCUAAGCUUGCUUCUGAGCUGUCCUCCAAGCAUUCUAUCAAGGUCGUUCCCGUGCAAGCAGACCUCGGCACAGUGUCAGGUCCUGCUUCGCUCAUUUCUCAAGCUGCCGAUGCCUUCAGCCCCCUGCGCAUCGACAUCCUCGUCAACAAUGCGGGUGUUGCUUACAAUGACAAGGUCCCUGACAUCAAGCCUGAGGACUUCACAAAGAGCUACAACGUCAACGUACUUGGCCCUCUUCUUCUCGUCCAGGCCGCACACCCUUACCUACCCACAGACCGCUCCGGCCGUAUCAUCAACCUUAGCAGUGUAAGCGCAAGUCUCGGUUUUGUUGGCCAGAGUGUCUACGGCGGCACCAAGGCUGCUCUCGAGGCUAUGACACGAACUUGGGCUCGUGAGUUCAGCGAGAGAGCUACCGUCAACGCCAUCAAUCCUGGUCCCGUCCGCUCUGAGAUGUACUCCCGCAACUCAGACGAGUUCAAACGCCUCAUCAAGCCUUUCAUCCAGAAUGCGCCUCUCAUGGCUGCUCGUCCUGGCAUUGACGAUCCCGAGGUCGUCGAGGAGGCCAAGACUGCCGGCGGCCGAGCAGGUGAAGCUGAUGAGAUUGCUGGCAUCGUCGCUAUGCUUGCUAGCCCUGAGAGUGCUUGGUGCACUGGUCAAGUCAUUUGCGCCAACGGCGGUAUGAUCUUUGACUCCUCUGAUCCCUUCGAGGAUGUCCUCAACCUCGAAGAGCGAUUUUACUCAGAAGGCUACCAACAAGGCAUCAAAGACGGCGUUCAGGCUGGUCGGAUUGAAGGACGAUCUUUUGGUAUGCAAAAGGGCUUUGAGAAGUUCCUCGAAAGUGGCCGUCUUGCCAGUAAAGCUAUCGUAUGGGCGAACCGAAUACCACGCAACGGCGGUACUACCUCAGGAGAGGCUUGCACAUUACCACCACUACCCAAGAAUGCAAGACUGGAGAAGAACAUCAACACUCUGUAUGCUCUCGUAGAGCCAGAUACACUUUCGACGGAGAACUCGGAUGAUGCGGUUCAAGAUUUCGAUGACCGGGUGAAACGGGCACAAGGAAAGGCCAAGAUUGUCGAAAAGAUGGCUGGCAGUGGUGGAAGAGAGACAUCAGGAGCAUCACCAGCAGCCUGA
This is a messenger RNA of Fusarium musae, 1275 nucleotides long. RefSeq lists its product as uncharacterized. Lineage: Eukaryota; Fungi; Ascomycota; Sordariomycetes; Hypocreales; Nectriaceae. Gene Ontology annotation, molecular function: oxidoreductase activity, acting on the CH-OH group of donors, NAD or NADP as acceptor. The coding region runs from base 1 to 1275 and encodes 424 amino acids. The record is from RefSeq and is a predicted model, not a curated record. The transcript is spliced from 3 exons.